UUAACCUGCCCAACUUUUUAGGCUCUAUGCCAAUUUACUGAUGUAUCCUAUGUGAGAAGAUGUCUAAAAAUGAAGACAAAUAAAAUAUUUUCCUCUAUCUUGAAUUCCCUCUAAAACAACAAAUACAUUUGUUUGAAAUUGGUGGAAAUUCAUCUCACAAUGCUCAGAGACUCUUAGUUUGCCAACGUCCGUAUAACUUUCUCUUCAAACAUGGAGAAUGUGUCUAUCCCCAAUGGUGCACCACCAGUCUGUAAUGACUCUGUGGACUUCUACUCCCUCACGACAGGAAACCUCACUGACCUGAACUGCACUCCUCCUUACUUCUACGCUGACCUGUAUGUCAUUUUACCGGUUAUCUACUCUGUAAUCUGCGCAGUGGGAUUGACAGGUAACACGGCUGUCAUCUAUGUGAUCCUCAAAGCCCCCAAGAUGAAAACAGUAACCAAUAUGUUCAUCCUGAACUUGGCCAUUGCAGAUGAUUUGUUCACUUUGGUGUUGCCAAUCAAUAUAGCUGAACACUUGCUUCACUACUGGCCUUUUGGUGAGGUUUUGUGCAAAGUCAUCCUUAGCAUUGACCACUACAACAUCUUCUCCAGUAUCUAUUUCCUGACAGUUAUGAGCAUCGACCGCUAUCUGGUUGUUUUGGCCACAGUGAGGUCUAAGCGCAUGCCUUACCGCACCUACCGUGCAGCCAAAAUCAUUUCAUUAUGUGUCUGGAUCCUCGUUAUCCUCAUUGUCAUGCCUUUCACUGUUUUUGCUGGUGUCUACGUCGACCCAAAUGAUGGGAGGAAGAGCUGCGUGCUCAGCUUCCCCAGCCCUGAGAGGUUGUGGUUCAAAGCGAGCCGGAUCUACACACUCAUCCUGGGCUUCGCCAUUCCAGUCUCAACCUUCUGCAUAUUAUACACCAUGAUGCUCUACAAGCUGAGGAACAUGCGACUCAACAGCAAUGCCAAGGCGCUGGACAAGGCCAAGAAGAAAGUAACCAUCAUGGUGUUUAUUGUCUUGGCCGUCUGCUUGUUCUGCUGGACUCCGUUCCACCUCAGCACCAUCGUGGCUCUGACGACGGACUUGAGGACCACACCACUGCUGAUUGGGAUCUCUUACUUCAUAACCAGCCUGAGCUACGCCAACUCCUGCCUCAACCCGUUCCUCUAUGCGUUCCUGGACGACAGCUUCAGGAAAGCCUUCAAGAAGAUGUUGGAAUGUAGACCUGCCUGAAUGUACCAUAGUACCACACAUGAAACCUGUUGCAAAGGUCUGCAAAGACUUACUGAGUGAGGACAGACUGUGAUGGAAAAAUUAGAUGGGAAGGAUUGAAUCAAAUCAAAUCUGAAUUCCUCUGAAUUGAUUUGAUUGGUUUGUUAAAGCUGCACUAGGCAAUUUUGCACAUUGUUUGCACAUGAUAUAUUUUAUAUAUCUUUAAUAUAUAGAAAGCAUGUAAAAUUAUUCCUUUAAACUGCACAAAAUGCAACAUUCACGUUAAUGAGACUAUAAAUCCUUUAAACACACACACAGUAAACCAGAACAUUUGUGAGUUCAGAUUCAUCUAGACAGAGAGCUGUCUGAGUGUCACUUGAGUUUAAAUGAAUCACUUCCUGUGGUUGGAGAACUUGUGCAGGCACACUUCAGUCUAAUGCAUUUUAUGAGGGAAAAGAUUAUUUUCUUUGUCACAGCUGGACUGUUUGUAUUUUUACAGAAUUUGCCUAGUGCAGCUUUGUAUGGCUCUAAAAGCAAAGUGAGAGAUGUUGACAGAAAUGGGCAAUAUAGCUUGACAUAGGGAUUGAUAUUGACAUAGGCAUCGAUUCUAACUUUGCUUAACCAGUUCUUUUGAUUACACAAGACAAUAAUGGUAUUAAAAACCAAAAGCAUGUUAUACUGGACAUCUGCUAUGUGGAAAAAAAAAUACAGUUAAACACAAUGUCAGUGACUUGCAUUGUGUCAGUUAAAUCAAUGUCAUGAGAAUAUUCAGGGUUUAAGGGUAACAGGAUGCAUGUCAGGGCAAUACAGAUAUUUGUUCAUAAAUUGUUACAAAAUUGGUUGGAUGACUUGAGAAUUUUUUGUGAUCAUGUAUGCAAACACUUAAUCUGCCUUUAAAUGAUGCUGUGGUGUUUUGAGCAAAGUAAUCUCAAAAGAACCAAAUGAUACAUUUUGGGGAUUACCUGAGGUUUUAGACUUCUGUUUGUCAGGUAAACAAGCAGAUUGCAGAGGUCAAUUUGCUAAAUAUCACCUGAACAAUGAAUAAAAUGAUAGAUUGUUUAAAUGAUGGCGCUGCAUAGAUGAAGAAUGAAGUUCUGGUAAACAUUGUUUUUCCAGAAUGUAUAUGCAGCAUUUAAGAAAUAAAAAAGGAAGCUUACCAACCCUGACAACAGCACUUAAUACAGGCUUGGGGCAGGAGGGCUAUGUAAAGUGUAAUGUGCAUUGUAAUGUGCGUUUCUCUUCAUGUCAUUAUUUUUUGUGUGCUCUAGUCGCCCCCUGUUGUCAACAGGGGGGUGUUACCUGAAACUGCAGUCAGACAUUUGGUGCAAAGACACCACUUUAUAAACAUUAUGUACAAUUUCCCCUUUUUUCCAUGGAUAUUAGUGAACAUGGUAUCUGAUGUAUAAUUUCCACCUCAUAAUGAAGUCAAUUCUCAGAUGUAAAGAUUUUAAAUAUUAUCUGCAAUCCAUUGAGAUUUACAAACAUACUGUGCAAAAUUAGCAUCUAUUUCCAUUUUGUGUCCUUGAAUCACAGUUCAGAGUUUAGUUUGCGCAGCUUAAAUCACAAAGUCAAUGCAAACUUAUGUAUUUUAUGUGCAAAGGGGAAAAAGAGGGGCUUAUUUGAAGCAUCACUAUGUAAAGCAUGAUAUCAAUCAAAGAAGAUACAUGUAGGUAAGACAAAAAACAUUUCUAUGCUUAAGAGUUUAAAUAUGAUUUGAUAAGAUUAUUUAUUUACAGUGGUAUUCCUAAAUGUGGUUGUUUGCUGGGCAUUUGUAGGACUUGUUGACUUGAUGCAUUUACAUGAUGCAUGAAUAUAUUUAAAAAUUGUAAUUAAAUAAUGAUUUAACAGUUUGACCAUCAUGUAAUGUGUCUGAAGCUUACUCUGGGUGCUUAAAAGUUGCACGCAAGGGAAUUACAUACUCAAAUUUACUGUUGAAAGGUUUCUAGACAAGCAAAAAUUCCUAAGAGUAAGAGUCCUGGCACAAGAUCUAUUUUUCAGUAUAAACUCUUAAUUUCAACUUAAAUUUUACUGUAAUUUUCUUUUAAGGCUGCACCAUUCUAUCAAACAGAAACAACUUAAAACUUA
Micropterus dolomieu (smallmouth bass) is the source of this 3282-nucleotide messenger RNA. It is a transcript of the gene npbwr2b, whose product is annotated as neuropeptides B/W receptor 2b. Gene Ontology annotation, molecular function: neuropeptide binding; neuropeptide receptor activity. Gene Ontology annotation, cellular component: membrane; neuron projection. Lineage: Eukaryota; Metazoa; Chordata; Actinopteri; Centrarchiformes; Centrarchidae. The coding region runs from base 211 to 1218 and encodes 335 amino acids. The transcript has a single exon. Gene Ontology annotation, biological process: neuropeptide signaling pathway. The record is from RefSeq and is a predicted model, not a curated record.